UACUCUUGUUAUGCAUAAUUUAUUAUGGUAUGGUUUUUUUUAAACGCUAUUUUUCCUUACUAAUAUCUUGUAAUUUGUCUAUUAAAUUGAUAAUUUAAACAAAUAAUUUCAUCUAAUUAAUUACUGUUAUUUUUAAUUAUUUAUAAAAUAUUUUUGUGUCUAGAACAAAACGAAAUGUGUUCAGUAUUAGUUAUUGGAGAUAUGCAUGUUCCAUUUCGUAGCAGUGGCUUGCCCACUCAAUUUAAAAAGUUGCUUACACCCGGAAAAAUACAACAUGUUCUAUGUACGGGUAAUCUGUGUACUAAAGAAAUGUAUGAAUUUUUAAAAUCUAUAGCCAACGAUGUUCAUGUUGUGCGUGGUGAUUUUGAUGAGAACCUUAAUUAUCCUGAUCAAAAAGUAGUAAAUGUUGGGCAAUUUAAAGUAGGUCUUUGCCAUGGUCACCAAAUAAUACCAUGGGGAGAUCCAGAAUCACUAGCUUUAUUACAAAGGCAACUUGAUGUUGACGUUUUAGUAUUUGGUCAUACACAUAAAUUUGAUGCUUUUGAACUUGGGAAUAAAUUUUUCUUAAAUCCUGGAUCUGCUACAGGAGCUUUCAAUCCAUUAAAUCCGGAUAUCAUACCUUCUUUUGUGGUAAUGGAUAUACAAAGCUCUACUGUAGUAUCAUAUGUAUAUAGAUUGGUUGGCGAAGAAGUGAAAAUUGAAAAAAUUCAGUACACUAAAAAAUAAUUUUGUAGUGAUAAAAAAAAUAUAUGUUUUAUUUUUAUAUGUAUAAUUAAAUUUACUAUAAAUUUUUAUUGAAAAAUCAUAUUGAUUUUCUUUCGAUAUUCCAAUUUAUUUAUUAAAAAUAUGUAUUUUAGCUUAACGUGUAUUCUUAUAUUAUUAUGCAAUUAUAUAAUCUAUAUAAAUAUAUUAUUAUUACAUUUAACAUAA
Daktulosphaira vitifoliae (grape phylloxera) is the source of this 930-nucleotide messenger RNA. RefSeq names its product vacuolar protein sorting-associated protein 29 (gene Vps29). The transcript has 4 exons. Gene Ontology annotation, biological process: retrograde transport, endosome to Golgi; intracellular protein transport. Lineage: Eukaryota; Metazoa; Arthropoda; Insecta; Hemiptera; Phylloxeridae. The record is from RefSeq and is a predicted model, not a curated record. Gene Ontology annotation, cellular component: retromer complex; endosome. Bases 175 to 726 code for a protein of 183 amino acids.